GUUUUUGUUUGUAUUAAAACAGAGCAUACAAUUGUGGCAGCCUUUAUAGGUUUAAGAUUUAAUUGGGAAUAAUUUGACGUUCAAACUUUUUGUAAUGGAAGAACAAGGAGAGGAUAAAGCUUAUAGAUGGGAGGGGGAUUAUGAGAAGACAUGGGAGGCUCUUAAAGAGGAUGAGACGGGGUCUCUACAAGCAAGUAUUGAAGCCGAAAUUAAUAAAGCUAAGAAAAGAAGAUUGCAACAACGCCAGCGCAAUGUUCGUCUGGGAAUGAUGCGGCAUUUAUACGUCGUGGUUGACUUGUCACAAGCCAUGUGCGACCAGGAUUUAAAACCAAAUCGAGCCGUUGCCGUUUUAAAAGCGCUCGAAAUAUUUAGUGAAAAGUUUUUCGAUCAAAAUCCAAUCAGUCAAUUAGGCUUUGUAUCAACCUGUGCAAAAAGAGCUGAAGUUUUAAGUGAUAUGUCAGGUUCUCUACAGAAGCAUAUCAAAGUGCUGCAAGAUCUUGGGCAAAAAAUAAUAAAAACAAACGCUAAACACUGCACUGGGGAACCUUCACUUCAAAACUCUCUGGAACUUUGCGCCAAAAGUUUGAAACACAUGCCCAGCCACACAAGCAAAGAAAUCCUUGUAGUUAUGGGCAGUUUAACUACUUGUGAUCCUGGGUCUAUUCACGAUACCAUCACACAAAUAGCAAAGCAGUCAAUAAGAUGCAGUGUCAUUGGUUUGUCUGCAGAAGUUCAUAUUUGUAAAUAUCUUGCCAAAUCCACAAAAGGGACGUUUGGAAUCAUUUUAGAUGAGUCACAUUUUGCUGAUUUAUUGACAGAUCAUGUUCCCCCACCUGCAGAAAUUUCUCCUGAGUCAUCGUUAAUCAAAAUGGGGUUUCCCCACCACGUAUCUCCCCAUGAGUCGGGGAAAAUAUCGCUUUGUAUGUCACGUAACACCUUCACUGUUGGCGGCUACUUUUGCCCACAGUGCCAAGCAAAAUACUCUGAACUUCCAGUACAGUGUGUAAUAUGCGCUUUGACCUUAGUUUCUGCACCACACCUUGCAAGGUCUUAUCAUCAUUUCUUUCCCCUACCCAUGUUCAAAGAACAAGAGGUUCCAGUUGGAUCUUUAACCUGUUAUUCGUGUUGUAAACCCAUCACCACUGUUACAUAUGUUUGUGAACAAUGUGCGAUUUCAUUCUGUAUGGAUUGUAAUGCAUUUAUACAUGAGACUUUACAUUCAUGCCCAGGUUGUAUCAUAUCAACAAACCAUGUCCACACAACAACUAAUGGGGUUGUAUAAAUAUGAUUGACAGGUAACAUUAUAACUUGUUAAUAUUACAACACUAGAAAAUUAGUUAAAAGUCCAUAGCACAUCAAAACUACAUUAGUUUACCAAGUAACUUAUGCAAGCAGCAGAAAUUAGUGGCGUCACCAUUUAGAAGCAUUUCUGUGCCACAAAAAUGCUGCAGAAAUUGCUACCAGGCAUAAUGUAAUACAAAGUGGCUUCUUUAUAAAUUUCAAAUAAGAUAAUUUGUUGUAUGCGGCAAGGUCAAUAAAAAUAGCAUUGUAGUGCUACAGGCUGCCAGGUAUCAAACUCACUGUCAAUUUUGAAAUGUGCUAAUGGAUUUACCAUGGUUCAAGUUGCAAUGCAUUUUUAUCAUAGUCGCCAAACUUUUUAAAAAACACAGGCAGGGAUAGUUAGAUGUUUAUUUCUGUAAAACAAAUUUUACUUACUGGUUAUAAUCACUAGUUAAAGUAGUGUAAAAACUCUAGGGUAGAUCUGCCUACCUUACCACCCCAUGUUUGGUGCCUAUAAUAAUAUUCCAUACACUCCCUAUACCACAUGUUCCAUGGUUUCUUGCCUUUCAAACCCACGUAACUCUAAAUACUUAUUUUUUUUGAUUGAACAUUUUUCAGCAUCAAAUUUAUAAUUAAACUUACAUGGUUACCACUCCUAUUCAUGUAACUAAUAUAAUUAAGGUUCAUUGUCUUUUUAGUGAUCAGCCUAUUUCCUCCGUUGUAUUUUCCUUCUUUUCCAUAUAUCUUUCAAAACUCACUCAAAAUAUGAGCGUGUGAUAAAAGCUAACAUAAGUUAGAGCUGCUUCAAGGCUGCAGUGUAUUUAUCACAUUAAUGGAUAAUUUUCCAACAAAAAUUGUUGCAAUAGAUAUUAUAUGUUGUUUUAUUACUUCCCCAUAAAAACCUGGCAUUAUUCACUUCUAGGCAAACAUUGCAACAGUUUUCAUUCAAGCUUUCCAGAAAUUCCACCCCUUGUAUUUUAACAGCUGAUAGUUUGUGUGUUAAUGCAUAAGUUGUGGUGCAUGCUGCUGCGCUAAACAUUUCAAUAGUUCCGCAUAACUUUAAAACAAUGUGCCAAUUUCUGAGGCUUCAUAGUUGCCAAACCUUUGUUACUGAAGGGUAGGCAGGGGUUUCAACAUAGACGCACACUCCUGUAAAACAAAUUCUUAUUGGAUGUAACGUUUACUGAAUAAUGCAGUAAAUACUCGGGUUUGGCCUGCUUACCUUGCCACCCCAGGUUUGGCGCCUAUGAGGUUCCCAUUUUCUCUAAGCAACAUUUUCAAUUCAUUUUUUUACAUUCA
This is a messenger RNA of Ciona intestinalis (vase tunicate), 2580 nucleotides long. The record is from RefSeq. NCBI's taxonomy places the organism in Eukaryota, Metazoa, Chordata, Ascidiacea, Phlebobranchia, Cionidae.